Messenger RNA from Zychaea mexicana, 1149 nucleotides. Its product is annotated as kinase-like domain-containing protein. Bases 1 to 1149 code for a protein of 382 amino acids. Gene Ontology annotation, biological process: protein autophosphorylation; peptidyl-serine phosphorylation; autophagy. Lineage: Eukaryota; Fungi; Mucoromycota; Mucoromycetes; Mucorales; Lichtheimiaceae. The record is from RefSeq and is a predicted model, not a curated record. Gene Ontology annotation, molecular function: ATP binding; protein serine/threonine kinase activity. The transcript has a single exon. Gene Ontology annotation, cellular component: autophagosome; cytoplasm.
AUGGUCGAUCAAGUCAUCGGUGACUACCAGCUCCUCGAAGAACUCGGCCACGGUUCGUACGGCUCGCUCUUUCUCGGCCAAUCACUCAAGGACGGCGGCUAUGUAGCUGUCAAGAUCCUCAGCAAGUCCGGUUUGGACCACGAGCAACUCAAACUCCAACAACUCGAAGCCGACAUCCAGUCCGAACUCAAGCACGCCAACAUUCUGGCGCUCCAUUCCGUCAUUCAAACCCAAGACCACAUCUUUAUGGUGAUGGAACUAUGCGAUCAAGGCGAUCUUUUUGACUUUGUCGUCCGCGACGACCCCUUACGCGACGAACAGCUCGUCAAGACCAUGUUCAUCCAGAUCCUGGAUGCAGUGGAACAUAUGCACGCUAACGGUGUCUAUCAUCGCGACAUCAAGCUCGAAAACAUUCUUUUGAAAUCCGAACAAGACGACGAAAGCGACUUGGUGUGCAAGGUCGCCGACUUUGGCCUGGCGACGCGCGAGCGUCUCUCGAUGGAGUUUGGCUGUGGCUCGAGCACCUACUUGGCUCCUGAACACUUUGAUGACUCUGCCGAUCACGAAGUCGUCUCUAACAUGAACAAGAACGAUAUGGUUCCUUACGACGCUGCCAUGUCCGAUGUCUGGAGCUUGGGUGUUUUGUUGUUGGCCCUGUUGUUCGGCCGCAACCCUUGGCAAGAGGCCACUUCCUUGGACCCUGCCUUUGCCGAGUUCAAGCGCAACCCUGUCAUGCUCAAGAACCAGCUCUUUGAGCAAAUGUCGGUGCCUUGCUUCAAUUUUUUAAAGUCGUGUCUCAGCUUGGAUGCUGCUGAUCGCCCUUCUGUCGCUGACAUGAAGGCCCAGUUCUUGGCCAUUCCGUCUCUGGUCGAAGACUCGCCCCAGCCUCUCGAGCAAAACCCCAUGGAUAUCCCAGUCUCGACCAAGCCAACCGAGCGCGCAAGCUUCGACUCUGCCAUCUUCAGCGCCACUGCCCCCGCUGGUGCUUCCUGGUCGGAUAUGGUUGAAGAAGACGAGAUGCUCGAAACUUGCUAUGAUUACAAUAACACUGGUCUCCCAUCGCCUCCCUGCUCUUUGGAGGCCGUCGAUGAGGACGAUGACACCGAUAUGUUCGUGCACAGCGAUGAGAAAGAAUCGUGGUGGCUCUAA